This is a messenger RNA of Ruditapes philippinarum (Manila clam), 2084 nucleotides long. RefSeq lists its product as uncharacterized. The coding region runs from base 129 to 2084 and encodes 651 amino acids. The transcript is spliced from 7 exons. The record is from RefSeq and is a predicted model, not a curated record. NCBI's taxonomy places the organism in Eukaryota, Metazoa, Mollusca, Bivalvia, Venerida, Veneridae.
CAAGAUAUCGAUGUUGGACAAGGUGAAUUGCAUUACCCAUCUAACAUUGACUAGAUCAGUUUAUUAUAAUUAAAUGAAGUACAUUGCAUGACUAGGAUAAAUAACACAAACUUAUUGUUUUCUCUAAAAUGAAAGCGGGCAUUAAAAUGGCAGUGUUAAUUGACAAGGAUUUAACAAAUAACCGGAUGUACACGUUUCUUUUAUCAAUUGGCCUUUUUGCAAUAACGGUAAUACAAAUAGUCAUAGCGUCGGAGAGUGAGGAAAUAAGUCAUUAUGGAAAAGAGUUUAUUCUUGGAAUGACGGGUUAUGAACGAAUUCUGUACAUAGCUUCUGAGGAAAAGGGCGUAUAUAAUAUUUCUGUACCCGACUCAAAUCUAAUAAAAACAGGAUGGUUAGCUCAAGGAAGUACCAAAGUACAUAUCAAUACGAAUGUCUCUGCUGGUGUUGAGAAAAGCAGUGGUUUGCAUAUUGUUACAAGUGUCCCAGUCAGUAUCAUGAUAUCUGAUAAAGGAAAUGCAAGUGUGUACGGAGCUUGUUUGGCUUUACCUUCUUCCUUUAUGGGAACAGUUUACAUGGUUCCCGCAUACAAGAGGCGUUUCUGCGGUUUUAUUGUAGUCGCAAUUAAAGAUAAUACUAGCGUAGCGAUUAUAAGCACAUUAAACAAAACAGAGACUGCUGUACUUCCAAGUAUAUUAGACACAUUAACAUCUAUCGGUUACGAAGAAGACAUUUCAAGUACUAUUGUAUUAGCAGAUAAACCUGUUUCUGUAAUUGUGGGAACCUCAAGGAGCGAUAUAGAAUUGCAUUCAAGUAUACUUAUAGAACAGAUAUUGCCGUACGAUGCGUGGACAAAUGAAUAUAUAAUACCUCCUUUACCACCAAACUCAAACUUCACGAUGCGGAUUAUGUCAAUGGAAGAUCAAACAGUCUGUAUGUACAUUAAGCAUAAUAGAACAUGCUUUGAUGUUCAAUCCGUCACAAACAUGAAUCCUGUUGCACAGUCAGAGCCUUUAACAAUUUCAUCAAGUACCUCUAUCGCUAUCAUACAACAUGGGAUGCAUUAUUGCAAUCAGACAAAUUAUUCAUCCGAAACAUACCCAUUUAUGAUAAUCGUCCCCGGAAUAAAGCAUUAUUUAAAUAGAUACAGUUUCGUUAUUCCAGACUUUACAACUACAAACAAUUAUGUCGUUGUGAUGAUACAGACGUCUAGAGCUUCUGAAUUAAAGCUUGAUGAUAAAGCGUUUGUUUCUCUUCACUCGUACAAUGUAAGAACUUCGAAGGGACAAUAUCAAGUAUUAAUCUCAAGUAUUUCAGUAGGCUUUCACCUCCCAGAUGGAACGAAGUGUACAAGUUCGGUUUCUCGAGCCUACGGCUUUGCUUUAGGCUAUUUCUUUGAAAGGAAAUUCCAAAAUACAGCAGAACACAGCCAUGUAUUUAACAGUUGGGGAAGUUGGUCGACAUGCUCUGCAACCUGUGGUGUUGGUACUAAGUUCCGUGUCAGAACAUGCAACGAAACAAACAAUAGUGGAAAAGGCUGUAGUGGGCACAGAGGCGAAACUCAAAAGUGUUUUUCAAAGCCAUGUAAAGUUUCAGAUAUAAAUAAUUUUGAGUUGUGGACAUCAUGGACCAUUUGUUCAGUGAGCUGUGGUAGUGGUACACAAUCUUGGGAUGGUCUAUGUAAAAAUCGCACAGCUUGUCAACCAGAGGACUCAUUCACAGAAAUCCGGGAAUGCAAUAAAUACCCAUGUCCAGUGAACGGCGGAUUCAGUUUCUGGGCCACAUGGUCAGAUUGUUCAGUUUCAUGUCAAAAAGGAGUCAAACUCCGUUCUCGGACAUUUGACAAUCCUGCUCCUUCCAAUGGCGGGGACUCAUGCUUAGGGGCUAGGGAGGAAGCACACACGUGUUUCAAAGGACCAUGCCAAGGAAACGAUGUUAAGUCACAAGAUAAUAUAUGGGUUAUAUCAGCGUUUAGAGGUUUAAUUAUAGUUAUUGUUAUAAUAAUUGUAGUAGUAGUGACGUGUUACAUGAAGAAAGUGUGUUCUUCAAAUAAUGGUAAGUACAUACACCACAACUUGACUAUUUAA